Molecule: messenger RNA, 462 nt
Organism: Suillus paluster
Lineage: Eukaryota; Fungi; Basidiomycota; Agaricomycetes; Boletales; Suillaceae
Exons: 5
Coding region: 1-462 (153 amino acids)
Source: RefSeq, a predicted model, not a curated record
AUGCCAGUAUCUGUGAUGGUCCACGGUGCUCUUAGACAUGUCACGACCAACCAGAUGUUAACGUCACUGGGCAAUGUCACGGCAGCCGCACUUGACGACGAUGACUUUUCCCCGCCAGAUAUGAUGUGGAAGGUGACAUGUACAUAUGUCCUCCUGGUUGCAAUGGUGGUGGAUCGGAUCACCCAGGAGGGGGGUAUUUUCCUCAGAUGGGAUGUUACUAACCCCAGGAAUCCGACGAUGCUCGAUGGCGGCGGCGAAUUUGUUUGGCAGUGUGGCCAACUAGUACAAAUUCUUGGAGGUCAACAGGUAUCUUUGCAAUUCACUUCCACUCCCCUCCCUGGCAUCAAUGUUGAUCGUUACUUGAGGGUCCAACAACAAGGUGGUAAUUUUGUUGUCAAAGUGGCAAUUGUACAGCCAGGUGAGGUGAUCCCCCUCGAUGGGCAGUGGGAGUGGGUGGUCUAG